Linum tenue is the source of this 5257-nucleotide messenger RNA. The record is from the annotation of a GenBank genome assembly. NCBI's taxonomy places the organism in Eukaryota, Viridiplantae, Streptophyta, Magnoliopsida, Malpighiales, Linaceae.
AUGAAGUAGCCGAACGAAUGGGCCCGCAAAAUAGGAAAGAAGCCCAGCCCGCAGUCACCAUCAGGAAAUUUCCCUCGCUCGCUGCUGUUACACUCAGACGGAUCAUCAAAAUCGUGGAUAAGAAAAUUCGGUCGCUGCUCAUCCGCCAGUCUCGCCGGUCGAAAAAAAAACUCCGCCGCCGUGGUAGCCAUGGCUGGAAUUACCAGCACGGGCAGAUUUCCUUUCACGCCCCUCCCUACCGCCGGGAAAUCGGCCACUCCCUUGUCUUCCCUCGACUCCAAGCUCUUCGGCCUCAGGUUCCAUUGCUCCCCUCUGUGCCGAGCAGAGUCACUAAUCUCCUCUCCCAGGACAUUCCCUGGCUCCGCCGUGGUCACUGCCCGUUACGGCGGCGGGGGAGGAGGCGGAGGCAAUCGUUCGCGGCAGAGCGAGCCUGAUGAUGAACAGGCUCUUGACAUUUCUGCAGUUCGGUCUGCUACUGUGAGGCUCAUCGACCAGAAGCAAAAUAUGGUUGGGGUGGUAUCGAAAAGUGAAGCUAUUCGGAUGGCUGAAGAAGCUGAGCUUGAUUUGGUUGUGCUGUCUCCAGAAGCAGAUCCUCCGGUCCUCAGAAUCAUGGAUUACAACAAAUAUAGAUAUGAACAACAAAAGAAGAAGAAAGAUCAGCAGAAGAAAAGUGCAGCGAGUCGAAUGGAUCUGAAGGAGCUUAAGAUGGGUUAUAGCAUCGAUCAACACGAUUACGGUGUACGGCUGAAAGCGGCUAGAAAGUUUUUGCAAGAUGGUGAUAAGGUCCUCAUUGUGUUUGUUGUAUUCUCACCCAUUCAUUCUAUUCUCAUGUGCAUGAUUUCUUACUGUUUCCUGUGCUUUAAACUUCCCUCCUUUCAGGUUAAGGUGAUCGUAAAUUUGAAAGGUCGUGAAAAUGAGUUCAGAAACAUUGCCAUCGAGCUUCUCAGACGUUUCCAGAAUGAUGUUGGGGAGCUGGCAACCGAGGAGAGCAAGAAUUUGAGGGAUAGAAACAUAUUCAUUACUUUGGUUCCAAAUAAGGCUAUUCAACAAAAAGGUCAGGAACCUCCCAAGAAGAAAGAUAAGCCAUCUGCUGUAAAUGAAGUGCCGGCCGUAAACCCUCUGAUAACAUCCAUUCCUCCUUGCAAUCUUCAUCUCCCAUUCCACACACUUCCCUGGCUCGCCCUUGAAGUCGCCAUGGAAGCCAAUGCUGGACUGGUGGCAGGCUCCCACAACCGAAACGAGCUCGUCGUCAUCCAUGGCCACGAAGAGAUUAAGCCACUGAAGAACCUGGAUGGACAAUUUUGUGAGAUAUGUGGCGACCAGAUUGGGGUUACCGUCGAAGGAGACUUGUUCGUUGCCUGCGACGAAUGUGGGUUCCCUGUCUGCAGGCCUUGCUAUGAGUAUGAACGAAGGGAAGGCACUCAGAACUGUCCUCAGUGCAAGACUCGCUACAAGCGCCUCAGAGGGAGCGCCAGAGUCCCGGGAGACGAGGAUGAAGAAGAUGUCGACGAUAUUGAACACGAGUUCAAUAUUGAAGAUGAGCAAGAGAGGACCAAGCAUCUUACUGAGGCAAUGCUUCAUGGCAAGAUGACGUAUGGAAGAGGCCACGAUGACGAGGAAAACAGCCAGUUCCCACCUGUGAUAACAGGCAUCAGAUCAAGACCGGUGAGCGGGGAGUUCCCAGUUGGAGCAUAUGGUGAUCAGAUGGCUUCUUCACUCCACAAGAGAAUCCACCCAUAUCCUGUUUCAGAACCUGGGAGUGCAAGAUGGGAUGAGAAGAAGGAAGGAGGAUGGAAAGACAGAAUGGACGACUGGAAGUUGCAGCAGGGGAACUUGGGACCUGAACAAGAAGAUGAUAUAGAUGCAUCCAUGGUCGAUGAAGCAAGGCAGCCACUUUCAAGGAAAGUACCGAUUGCUUCGAGCAAGAUCAACCCUUACAGAAUGAUCAUCGUGGCUCGUCUGGUCAUCUUGGCCUUCUUCCUUCGCUAUCGAAUUCUUAACCCUGUUCAUGAUGCCAUUGGCCUUUGGUUGACUUCCAUCGUCUGUGAGAUCUGGUUUGCCUUUUCGUGGAUUCUGGAUCAGUUCCCCAAGUGGUUCCCUAUUGAUCGAGAGACCUAUCUUGACCGCCUGUCCCUCAGGUACGAGAGGGAAGGUGAACCAAACAUGCUUGCUCCAGUGGACGUAUUCGUCUGUACAGUCGAUCCAAUGAAGGAACCUCCACUUGUCACGGCAAACACGCUGUUGUCAAUCUUGGCUGUGGACUACCCUGUGGAAAAGCUCUCGUGCUACCUCUCUGACGAUGGUGCUUCGAUGUGCUCAUUUGAAGCCAUGUCCGAGACAGCUGAGUUCGCUCGCAAGUGGGUCCCAUUCUGCAAGAGACACAGCAUAGAGCCCAGAGCACCUGAGUUUUACUUCUCCCUGAAGGUUGAUUACCUGAAGGACAAAGUCCAUCCUAAUUUUGUGAAGGAACGUCGAGCUAUGAAGCGGGAAUACGAAGAGUUCAAGGUGAGGGUCAACGCAAUAGUAGCAAAAGCUCAGAAGGUACCUGCCGAAGGCUGGAUCAUGCAGGAUGGAACUCCAUGGCCUGGAAACAACACAAAGGAUCAUCCCGGCAUGAUCCAAGUGUUUCUUGGUCAUAGUGGAGGCUAUGAUGUUGAAGGAAAUGAACUACCUCGCCUGGUUUAUGUAUCUCGUGAGAAGAGGCCUGGGUUUUCACAUCACAAGAAAGCUGGUGCCAUGAAUGCCAUGGUUCGAGUCUCUGCUGUGCUGACCAAUGCUCCUUUCAUGCUGAAUCUUGACUGUGAUCAUUACAUAAACAACAGCAAGGCUGUGAGAGAAGCUAUGUGUUUCUUGAUGGACAUCCAAACUGGAAAGAAAGUUUGCUAUGUUCAGUUUCCUCAGAGAUUCGAUGGCAUUGACAGAAAUGAUCGUUAUGCCAACAGAAACACGGUUUUCUUUGAUAUUAACAUGAAAGGACUGGAUGGGAUUCAGGGCCCAGUUUAUGUCGGUACAGGAUGUGUGUUCAGGAGGCAAGCUCUGUAUGGAUAUGAUCCUCCAAAGGGCCCCAAGAGGCCAAAGAUGGUUAGCUGUGACUGCUGCCCAUGCUUUGGACGUCGCAAGAAGAAGCUGGCGAAGCCUGGUGCAAAUGGAGAAGGAGCCAGCUUAGAAGGAGUGGAUGAUGAUAAACAGCUGCUGAUGUCCCAUAUGAACUUUGAGAAGAAAUUUGGACAAUCAGCCAUUUUUGUAACUUCAACCUUAAUGGAAGAAGGAGGUGUCCCUCCUUCCUCCAGCCCUGCAGCCUUGCUCAAAGAAGCCAUCCACGUUAUCAGUUGUGGAUAUGAAGACAAAACAGAAUGGGGGACAGAGCUUGGGUGGAUUUAUGGUUCAAUUACAGAAGAUAUUCUUACUGGAUUCAAGAUGCAUUGCCGUGGCUGGAGGUCCAUCUACUGUAUGCCAAAGAGGCCAGCAUUCAAGGGUUCAGCUCCCAUCAAUUUGUCUGAUCGGUUGAACCAAGUGCUUCGAUGGGCUCUUGGUUCAGUUGAAAUCUUCUUCAGUCGUCAUAGUCCUCUCUUGUAUGGCUACAAGGACGGAAACCUUAAGUGGCUCGAGAGAUUUGCAUAUGUUAACACAACUGUUUAUCCCUUCACCUCGCUACCACUUCUGGCCUACUGUACUCUUCCAGCCAUCUGCCUGCUCACAGACAAAUUCAUCAUGCCUGAGAUCAGCACCUUUGCAAGUCUCUUCUUCAUAGCUCUCUUCCUCUCAAUCUUUACCACGGGUAUUCUCGAACUACGGUGGAGUGGAGUGAGCAUUGAGGAAUGGUGGAGAAACGAGCAAUUCUGGGUCAUUGGUGGUGUGUCAGCUCACCUCUUUGCUGUUGUGCAAGGUCUCCUCAAAGUUCUGGCCGGUAUUGAUACAAAUUUCACUGUCACCUCCAAAGCCACUGACGACGACGACUUUGGAGAACUUUACGCCUUCAAAUGGACGACCCUCCUCAUACCUCCAACCACCAUCUUAAUCAUUAACCUUGUAGGAGUUGUUGCUGGAGUCUCGGAUGCCAUAAACAAUGGAUACCAAUCAUGGGGGCCUCUGUUUGGGAAGCUGUUCUUUGCCUUCUGGGUUAUUGUUCAUCUCUAUCCUUUCCUGAAAGGUCUUAUGGGAAGACAGAAUCGGACUCCGACCAUUGUUGUCAUCUGGUCUGUGCUCUUGGCUUCAAUUUUCUCGUUGUUGUGGGUUAGGAUUGAUCCGUUCGUCAUGAAGACCAAGGGGCCUGACACCAAGAAAUGUGGAAUCAACUGCUGAAAAAGUCUCUCUUUCUGUAACCUUUUGAUACUUGUGCCAGAUUUUUUCUUACAAGCACUUCACUUUGUCUUGAAGGAAUAAAGCCAUAGUGAGAAAUUUUUGUGCAGUAAUACAACAUGUACCUAGUUUGUCCUGAAGUCAGAGUGAUACUGAAGUGGCUGUCAUGAUAAUAUCUCUACACCUUGAGCCAACUGCUCAAAAUCAGUUCUUCUCUUCUUCCAAAGCAAUAACAUACUAAUCAAGCCCACAGUUCCUGUGGCUCAGGGACAAGUAAUGUACAGAAAUGUGAUAACAGUCUGUGUUAUGCAAAGCUUUCACCAUUACAAAUAAAGCUUUUGUAAGUUCAAUUGGGCAAUAGAUAUAGAAGUUAAAACCUGAUCCAGAGCUUGGAAAAUUAACUCAACAACCAAUAGCUUCAAUAAUAUCAAGCCAAGUGCAGCGCAGGAAAGUCCAAAAAGGCCACUGUCCAGGCUUUUCCCCCCAUGCUGAACAAACUUUCACCAGUAGUCUCCACAAGAACACACACCAUCCUCGAAACGAUGGAAUCGAUUGGCAUCCCUUGCCACAAUAACUCUCUGACUAACCUUAGAUAUGUACUUUGACGCAGUAUGGCAGUCCAGACAAAUGCGGAGGUUCUUGAAGAUCCUUAUCUCAGUUCCAGGCUCAGUGGAUAUUAGACCAAAAGCAAUGGCUAGCUUCUCACUAUGAACCUUCACCAUCAACUCCUUCUCUUCCUCCUCCACAUCAUGCAAUGAAGCCAUAGUCUCUGCCUGAUACCCUGCUUCCUUCAUCUUCCCAUUCAAUCUCUCCAGCUCUGCAUAUAUAGCUCUCGAUUGUGGAUGAGACCAGUCACCCGCCUUGAAUACAUGAGGUUUCUGAUGUAUCUCAAUCAGAGUACAUCCUGGAGUCUUAGAGAGCUUCCUCUUCUUAGCUACUUGUCUUACAAAUGCAGCUC